Molecule: messenger RNA, 2874 nt
Organism: Balaenoptera ricei (Rice's whale)
Lineage: Eukaryota; Metazoa; Chordata; Mammalia; Artiodactyla; Balaenopteridae
Gene: PRDM8
Product: PR/SET domain 8
Exons: 5
Coding region: 342-2414 (690 amino acids)
Biological process (GO): regulation of DNA-templated transcription
Cellular component (GO): nucleus
Molecular function (GO): protein binding
Source: RefSeq, a predicted model, not a curated record
UGUGUUGCGGGCCGCUGUUGAAGGAGUCAACUUGCAGGCUGUUAAAGACCUCAAGUCAUUAGCAUCAGCUGCUGCGCUAAAGGGGCCAGCCAGCGCCUCUAAGUGGCUUAGCGCACAAACGAGGCUCCCGAGACGGCGUCGGCCACUCCAUCCACUCUUCCACCACCUGCUGGACGUGAAAAGCUCUCCGGAGCCCAUCUCGGCAGAACCUACAAGACAGCAACACCAACACCUCUUGACAUGGACAUACACUGAUACAGUAGGCAAAAGAAACACUCGAUUGCAUCUCCCGGUUCCAGGUGGCCUUAUUUGGGCGAUUUGAUCCUGACCUUAUUCCUGUGAUGGAGGAUUCGGGCAUCCAGAGAGGCAUCUGGGAUGGAGAUGCCAAAGCUGUCCAACAAUGUCUGACAGAUAUUUUUACCAGCGUUUACACCACCUGCGACAUCCCUGAGAAUGCUAUAUUCGGUCCCUGCAUCCUGAGCCAUACUUCCCUGUACGACAGCAUAGCUUUCAUAGCUCUCAAGUCCACCGACAAGAGAACGGUCCCUUAUAUCUUCCGGGUAGACACCUCAGCGGCGAAUGGUUCCUCAGAAGGUCUGAUGUGGCUGCGUUUGGUCCAAUCAGCCAGAGAUAAAGAAGAGCAGAACCUUGAAGCCUACAUAAAAAACGGACAGCUGUUUUACCGCUCUCUCCGCAGGAUUGCCAAAGAUGAGGAGUUACUAGUUUGGUACGGGAAAGAACUGACUGAGUUACUCUUGCUCUGCCCCUCUAGAUCCCACAGCAAAAUGAAUGCAGGGUCGUCCCCUUACACAUGCCUGGAAUGCAGCCAACGUUUCCAGUUUGAGUUUCCCUAUGUGGCGCAUCUGCGCUUCCGCUGCCCCAAGCGACUUCACAGCGUUGAUGUGAGCCCCCGAGAGGAGCAAGGCAGCGGCGUGGGCACCAAGGAUCACGGGGGCGGCGGCGGCGGCAAGGACCAGCAGCCGCCGCAGCCACAGGAGACACCCUUGGGUCCCAGCCCCAAGUUCUGCAAAGCCGGCCCGGUCCACCACUACCCGGCCCCCUCCCCCGAGGGCGGUAACCCGCCUGCGGCUGGUGGCGGCGGCGGCGGCGGCAGCAGCGCGAAGCCGUCCACGGACUUUCACAACCUGGCGCGGGAGCUGGAGAACUCCGGGGGAGCCAGCAGCUGCUCCCCAGUGCGGAGCCUCAGCGGCGGCAGCGACCACCAGGAGGCGGAGCUGAGUCCCGACGGCAAUGCCGCGGGCGUGGGCAAAGGGAAGAGGAAAUUCCCGGAGGAGGCGGCGGAGGGCGGCGGCGGCGGCGCCGGGCUGGUGGGGGGCCGGGGCCGCUUCGCCGAGCGGCCCCCGCCCGCCUCCAAGGAGGACCUGGUGUGCACGCCCCAACAGUACCGCGCCUCGGGCAGCUACUUCGGCCUGGAAGAGAACAGCCGCCUCUUCGCGCCGCCCAGCCCGGAGACAGGCGAGGCGAAGCGCAGCGCCUUCGUGGAGGUGAAGAAGGCGGCCCGAGCGGCCGGUGUGCAGGAGGAGGCGGCCGCCGACGGCGGGAGCACGGCCGCCGAGGAGCAGGACGCGGGCGGCGGCGGCUCCGCCACGCCCGUGGCCGCGUCGCCGGCCGGCUCCGAGAAGCUGCUGGCCCCGCGGCCCGGGGGAGCGCUGCCCGGCCGGCUGGAGGGCGGCAGCCCGGUGCGGGGCAGCGCCUUCACCUCUGUGCAGCAGCUGGGCGCGGGCGGCAACGGCGCAGGGGGCGGUGCAGGCGCUGGGGCCGCGGGCGGGGCGGGCGGCGGCCAGGGCGCCGCGUCGGACGAGCGCAAAAGCGCCUUCUCGCAACCGGCGCGCUCCUUCUCUCAGCUGUCCCCGCUGGUGCUGGGCCAGAAGCUGAGCGCGCUCGAGCCCUGCCACCCCGGAGACGGUGUGGGCCCCACCAGACUGUACCCCGCCGCCUCCGAUCCUCUGGCCGUGAAGCUCCAAGGAGCUGCGGACCUGAACGGAGGUUGCGGGUCCCUGCCGAGCGGCGGUGGCGGCGGCGGCGGCGGGCUGCCCAAACAGAGCCCUUUUCUCUACGCCACCGCCUUCUGGCCCAAGAGCUCCGCCGCCGCGGCGGCCGCGGCGGCUGCGGCCGCGGGGCCCCUGCAGUUGCAGCUGCCCUCGGCGCUCACGCUGCUGCCGCCCUCCUUCACCUCUCUGUGUCUGCCCGCGCAGAACUGGUGCGCCAAGUGCAAUGCCUCCUUCCGCAUGACCUCCGACCUGGUGUACCACAUGAGGUCGCAUCACAAAAAGGAGUACGCCAUGGAGCCCUUGGUGAAGCGAAGACGGGAGGAGAAACUCAAGUGCCCCAUCUGCAACGAGUCCUUCAGGGAGCGCCACCACCUCUCCAGGCACAUGACCUCGCAUAAUUGACACGGAAAGGACUCCAGCUUUCCACGCGCGCACACGCACAGUCGAGCCCUGCAGGAGCAAACACACGAGGACAUGCACCACCUCCUUGUGACCUGAAACAUCGCACCCAGACACACACACACACACACACACACACACACACUCACACGUGCUCUGCCCCCAACCUUUACAUCCAAGUGUUUACCCGUGACCUACACUACACACACACACACACACACACAAACACACACAAAAGACAAGAUGGUGGAUUUUUGAUUGGGUGGGGUGUUUAAGAGGUUUUCUUUUGAAUGCACGUAUUUUCACUUUCCCCAAAACAAAGUACAUUUUUUAAAAUGUCAUAUAUUGCAGCAUAUUGAUGCAUUUGUCAUACGUUUCUACUUAAAUUAUUAAGCACUUACGAUUUAGAUGGAAUAAUAUGUAAGGGCAAAAUUUAUUUUAGAUAUAAAGUAAAGGAGGAGUG